Molecule: messenger RNA, 4523 nt
Organism: Danio aesculapii
Lineage: Eukaryota; Metazoa; Chordata; Actinopteri; Cypriniformes; Danionidae
Gene: iqgap1
Product: IQ motif containing GTPase activating protein 1
Exons: 25
Coding region: 51-3656 (1201 amino acids)
Biological process (GO): regulation of GTPase activity; regulation of actin cytoskeleton organization
Cellular component (GO): nucleus; cytoplasm
Molecular function (GO): GTPase activator activity; actin filament binding; calmodulin binding
Source: RefSeq, a predicted model, not a curated record
UGGCUGAACAGGGCUCUCUGUCACACCCGGAGUUGGUGGUUGCUGUUGAGAUGCUGUCUUCAGUGGUGCUGAUCAACGAGGCGCUGGAUGUUGGAGAUCGGGCCGCCAUAUGGAAACAGCUUAGCAGCAGCGUCACUGGACUCAGCAAUGUAGAGGAUGAGUACUCCCAGAGGUACAUCGAUGAGCUGUUGCGUCUAAAGGCCGCAGCUCGUGAGGAGGGAAGUGAUUACCUCACCUGGAAUGACAUCCAGGCCUGCGUGGACCAGGUCAACAAUAACAUCCUGGAGGAGCACGAAAGGAUUGGUGCUAUUGGUCAGAUCAACGAGGCUCUUGAUGAGGGUGACCUACAGAAAACCAUGGCUGCUCUACAAAACCCUGCCGCCAAACUCACUGAUAUUGAUCCAUCCCUGGCCCAACAUUACUAUGAUAUACUGCAAGAAGCAAGGAGAGAGAAGGCUCAUGAAUCUGGAGAUCCAUCUGCAGUGCUUUGGCUAGAUGAGAUUCAGGAUGCGAUCCUAAGAGCCAACAAAGACUCAGAGGAAGCUCUGCAGUUCUCUCAGGCAAUCCAGGCCAUUAAUGAGGCUGUGGAUAAUAAGGACUCCUCUCAGACACUGGCGGCCUUGCGGUCCCCUGCGGCUGGCAUGUAUGGAGUCACAUCUGAAUGUGCUCAAACCUACCAGGACGACCUGCUGCGAAUUAAAGACGACAAGAGAAAGGAAGGAGAUAAUGGCAGUGAAUGGAUGGAACAUUGGGUGAAGGGAGGACACAACUAUUACUACAAUCUCCAAACUGGACAAGGCACCUGGGAUAAGCCUGCAGAGUUUACCCCAAACAACUCACAGCUCAACAAAGAGGAAAUACAGUCUGUUGUGUCAGGAGUGACCCAAGCGUAUAACCGAGAGCAGCUCUGGUUGGCCAAUGAGAGUCUGAUCGGCAAGCUUCAGGCCCGCUGCCGUGGCUUUCUGGUGCGACGGGGAAUGAAAGAGCGCCUUGAGUUCUUGAAGUCUCAAGAGCCAUCUGCUACACGCAUACAGGCUCACUGGAGAGGCUUUCAGGAGAGGAAGAAGUACAAUGACAGAAAGCAGUUCCUGAAUGAUCAUUCUGAUGAAGCCGUCAAGAUUCAGUCAAUGGUCAGGAUGCAUCAAGCUCGUAAAAAAUACAAAGAUCGUCUGCAGUAUUUCAAAGACCAUAUCAAUGAUGUGGUGAAAAUUCAAGCGUUCAUUCGAGCCAACAAAGCGAGGGAUGACUACAAAACACUUAUCAAUGCGGAUGAUCCUCCAAUGGGAGUAGUCCGUAAGUUUGUCCACCUAUUGGACCACAGCGACCAGGACUUUCAGGAAGAGCUGGAGCUGAUGCGGCUCAGAGAGGAAGUGAUCACCAACAUCCGCUCCAACCAGCAGCUGGAGAAUGACCUCAAUCUGAUGGACAUCAAGAUCGGCCUGCUGGUGAAGAACAAGAUCACGUUGCAGGAGGUGGUCUCUCACAGCAAGAAGCUCACCAAGAAGAACAAGGGGGAGCUGUCCAACCUCAUGAUGAUGAACAAGCAGAAAGGAGGCCUCAAGGCUCUUAGUAAGGAGAAAAGAGAGAAGCUGGAGGCGUAUCAGUUCCUCUUUUACCUGUUGCAGACAAAUCCAACCUAUCUGGCCAAGCUGAUCUUUCAGAUGCCGCAGAACAAGUCAACCAAGUUCAUGGAUUCUGUCAUUUUCACACUGUACAACUACGCUUCCAAUCAGCGUGAGGAGUAUCUCCUGCUCAAUCUCUUCAAAACAGCCCUGCAAGAGGAAAUCAAAUCAAAAGUGGACCACAUCCAGGAGAUUGUCACUGGAAACCCAACAGUCAUUAAGAUGGUGGUGAGCUUUAACAGAGGAGCUCGAGGUCAGAACGCCCUCCGGCAGAUACUGGCUCCGGUUGUGAAAGAAAUCAUGGAUGACAAAACACUCAACAUUAAAACCGACCCAGUCGACAUAUACAAGAGCUGGGUCAACCAGAUGGAGAGUCAAACAGGAGAGGCCAGUAAAUUGCCGUAUGAUGUAACUCCAGAGCAGGCGAUGAGCCAUGAGGAGGUCCGAACCCGCUUGGAAGCAUCCAUCAAGAAUAUGAGGACAGUCACAGACAAAUUCCUCUCGGCCAUAAUUGUUUCAUUGGAUAAAAUCCCGUACGGCAUGCGGUUCAUUGCCAAGACUCUGAAGGACACACUUAAUGAAAAGUUCCCUGAUGCCACAGAGGAUGAACUUUUGAAGAUUGUAGGCAACCUGCUUUACUACCGUUACAUGAAUCCCGCCAUUGUGGCUCCUGAUGCCUUUGACAUCAUCGAUCUAUCGGCUGGAGGUCAGCUGACCACAGAACAGAGGCGAAAUCUGGGAUCAAUCGCCAAAAUGCUGCAGCAUGCAGCCUCCAACAAGAUGUUCCUUGGAGACAACGCACAUUUGAACCCCAUCAACGAAUACCUCGCCAACUCCUACCAGAAAUUUAGACGUUUCUUUUUGUCCGCUUGUGAUGUCCCUACUUUGGAGGAAAAGUUCAAUGUGGAUCAGUACUCAGACGUGGUCACCUUGACCAAGCCUGUGAUUUACAUUACCAUUGGGGAGAUCAUCAACACUCACACGCUCUUGCUGGAUCACCAAGAUGCCAUUGCACCAGAUCACAAUGAUCCCAUCCAUGAGUUGCUGGAUGACCUAGGAGAUGUGCCCACUAUUGAGUCUUUAAUAGGUGAGAGCCCACUGCCCGCUGAUGAUCCCAAUAAGGAAAUGAUGGGCAAGACAGAAGUCUCUCUCACACUCACCAACAAAUUUGAUGUUCCUGAUGAGGCCAAUGCUGAAAUGGAUGCCAAGACUCUCCUCCUCAACACAAAGAGGCUCAUAGUAGAUGUGAUCAGAUUUCAGCAAGGAGACACACUUACUGAGAUUCUGGAGACUGUAGCUUCACCUGAGCAGGAAGCUGAGUACCAGCGAGCUAUGCAGAGGCGAGCCAUUCGCGACGCUAAGACCCCGGAGAAGAUGAAGCAAGCCAAACCAGUUGUAGAUGACAGUCUUACUUUGCAAGGCAAGAAGGACAAGAUCAAGAGCAACCUGCAAAGACUGGGAGAGUUGGGCAAAGUUCACCCUGAGAAGAAAUACCAGGAUCUUAUCAAUGACAUCGCCAAGGACAUCCGCAACCAGAGGCGAUAUCGUCAGCGGCGGAAGGCAGAAUUGGUGAAGCUUCAGCAGACCAAUUCUGGUUUGAGCUCCAAGACCAAGUUCUACAAUGAGCAGAUCGACUACUACAAUCAGUACAUCAAGACCUGCAUGGACAAUUUAGGGAGCAAGGGCAAAGUUUCUAAAAAACCUGGAGAUAACAAGGCGAAGAAGAGCAAGCAGGUAUCACAGAAGUACACAGCAGCCCGUCUGCAUGAAAAGGGAGUGCUCAUUGACAUCGAUGAUCUGCAGACAAAUCAGUAUAAGAAUGCAAUUUUCGAGAUCUCGCCAUCAGAGGCUGUGGGAGUAUUUGAGGUGAAAGCCAAGUUUAUGGGCGUUCAUCUGGAGACAUUAAUGUUAGAAUACCAGGACCUACUCCAGUUGCAGUAUGAGGGGGUGGCAGUGAUGAAGCUGUUCGAUCGAGCUACUGUAAAUGUUAACCUUCUCAUUUUCCUGCUCAACAAGAAGUUCUACGGCAAAUAGAAACUCCGAGGCACUUGACAGACUGUUGCACACAGUGAAGCCCAGACCACACACGCAUCUUUACAGUUAAAGCAUCUUUCCUGCACUACUCUGAGUAUCCCUGCAUUCACUCUGUGCCUUUCUUGAAGAAGAGAGAUGCCUUGAAUGUACAUUAUUAAUCUUAAACCAACAACAUAAAUCUUCCGGAUAAAUAAUGGUUGAGCAUUUUCUAUUUUUAUUGAGAGUGUCAGUGGCACAGCAAUAGUUUGCUUUAAUCUUUUUGUAAACUGUGCCUGCAUGAGCUUUGAAUUCUGUAUAUGUUAUAUGUAAAAUGAACAUUUUUAUUACAUGAUCUAUUCUUUGGGAGAAACGAAAUGGUUUCAAAGUAUCCCUGUAAGAUAGGAAAGUGACAAGUAUUAUAGUCACGUUCCUUCAAAUGUUACCACAAUAUAUUUAUCAGAGCAUUUGUUUGUUUGUUUCUUUAUUUGUAUAAACCUAGCUAUGAGUAGGUACACUUUAUUGGCUGUGGUUAAAAAUGAGGACUUACUAGAAAACGUAUAUAGAUAUUUUUUAUUUUGUUUUGCUGAGAUUUUGGACACUGCAUGCUGGAUGAUUUAUUCCGUUUACGUCCCUCUAGUUUUUGCAGCCAUGUGUUCAUUUGUUUUUUUUAAAGGUGCCUUAACUUGAAUAAACCAUUGGGAAGCUUGAUGGAGAAGCUUUAUCAUGUCAACGCAUAGUGCUUAUGAUGUCAGCCCAUCUCAUUGUAUGUUUUUACAGUCAGUGUCUCAUAUACAAAAUAUAGAAGUUGAAUUAUGGUUAAAUAUUUUUAUUACUCAUUUUGUUCGGAAAAUGCUGAUGACAAUAAACAGAUGAAUUGUAAAUUUAAAA